UUUCUCUACGGUACGCCAAUGGAAUGAUCUAUUGCAUCAGUCACAAAUUUGUCUGACAUCUCAAUCAAGCUCGAAACAAAAUCAAUCAUGACGUCUGUAACCAACAAGGUCAGCAUGCUGAACUCAAAUUUAGUCCAGGAAGAUCCACAAGACGCAGUGCAGCUCGCUAGAACUCUCCGCCGUAUCAAGCGCCGACUUCUUCUAGAACAGUGCGGUGUGGCCUUGCCCUAUGCACUGCAAAGCAGACCACAACCACUCCAUCGCUCUCCUUCUCAAGAUUCUGCCGAAUCGACCUUUCGAGUGGCAUUGAGCAAGAGUGGAACUUCUAUGGAACGACUUGCUGUAUCUUCUGAAGUUUCCUCUGCAGCUCCAUGCGUGGAAUAGUUGAGAUCAUACUUGUUCUAUCGAAAGAUAUCUUUCUCGUGAUUGAUUCAAUCAAAUUCUCACCAGUGUUCAUGAAGGGAUAUCCAUACUGUUUUAUUACAUGCAUAUCAUACUGUUGUACUGAACCGAAAUGAGCAAAGGCAUUCGAUUGCCUUUCAAAAGAAACACCAAACGUCGGCCUAUAGAAAAGGCCGUUCUACAUCGGUUUGAUUGUUACACAUACGAUCGCUCUCCGUCUGUAUCGAACCGAAAAUCCUAAUCGAAUCUACCUUCUCCUUCUUCCUCCAAGUCAUCUUCGAUCGUUUUCUUUUCCCAAUGGAUCAUCCAUCCCUGUACUAUCAAGAUAGUCAAGCGGUCAGGACGAAAGAGAAGARCGAACUACGACUACMAUCAAGGCAAUCCAAUCGGCACAACCUAUCAAUUUCUUGAUCCCUUUCCUAACUCACCGACUGGCCAGGUUUAACAGGGGGGACCAAACAGCAUGCACCAUACUCAUUUACGUCUUUGCUGUGUGCACGUACCGUUUUGCCCAACGAACAUAGAACAUGAUAGAAAAGAAUGCUCUGUACACGUUGUACAUUCAUCUUGAACACAAAAUAAUGAGAAUAUUARUGC
Messenger RNA from Pseudo-nitzschia multistriata, 999 nucleotides. The record is from the annotation of a GenBank genome assembly. NCBI's taxonomy places the organism in Eukaryota, Bacillariophyta, Bacillariophyceae, Bacillariales, Bacillariaceae.